This is a messenger RNA of Betta splendens (Siamese fighting fish), 452 nucleotides long. RefSeq names its product lymphocyte antigen 6G-like. The record is from RefSeq and is a predicted model, not a curated record. The transcript has 3 exons. Bases 108 to 413 code for a protein of 101 amino acids. NCBI's taxonomy places the organism in Eukaryota, Metazoa, Chordata, Actinopteri, Anabantiformes, Osphronemidae.
AUGAUGAUGUAUCUGGGUGGAGACUUCCUGAGAAGAGGAUGAACUGAAGGACAAAGCCUUUGUUGUGUCACAUUUCUACAUAACGUCUGUGCUUCUCUGGGUUUAAGAUGCAGCUUUGUGGAGUCCUGACCGUCCUGGUAAUGAGUCUGUGCACAGCUCAUGGAUUAAGAUGUUACUCAUGUGUGACCACCGACCCUAAGAGCUGCACAAACAUAAUCACUUGUCCAGCCGGAUUGGACCGCUGUUCCUCCGUCUCUGCGCUUGGUGUCCUCACCAAGACCUGCAUAAGCAGUAACUUAUGUGUAUCUCCAAUCUCCUGCUGUCAGGGAGACUUGUGUAAUGGGGCCAUACCUACUGGUCCCAGUGCCGUCCUCUUGCUGGUGUCCUCAGCCAUAAUCACACUCUUUAUAUGAUGAUGUGGAAAAGCUUAACUAAUAAAGUAACUAACAUGA